AAUCAAUCAAUCACGGCCGCCCCCCGUGAGGAUGCCACUUGCGUUGGCCUUCUGCCUUCUGCCCCGAGCUCCAGUUUUUCUCUCUUCUUUGUCCCUUUCCCCUCUUCUGCCUUCUGACAUUCUUCACGUCCUUUCACUGUCGUUCCCAUUGUUUUGUUCCCCCCAUUCUUCGGCCGUUGUUGAGUGUUUAUUCCCCCACACCAUCUGUAGUACUAUAUUUAUGAUAUCCGCCUUGUAUACCCCGAAAGUCGUGGAGGACCACUAGGCCCCCGUCUGCGGUGCAAAAUCAUCGCUAUAUAGCCAUUUCUCUAUACCAACUGAGCGAUCCUUUCGCUUUGGAUUGAUUGCAGUUCAUUUACUUUGACUGUGCUAUCAUCAACGACCGAGUGGUCGGAUGCGAUCACAGUGAGGUGAAUACUAACACGCAUCCCAAACACACCUCCAAUCGCCGGCGGAGCCUCGUGAAGCGGAGCAACUGCUGCGUGUUACACUGCAAGCAUGGCCAACGAAGGCUUUGGGGCCCCUACCAAUGGGGCCCAUUCGGCCCCGUCGCACAAAAGGCAGCCAUCCCAUGUCGUCAAGUCGGUUGCUCCAGACUACUACGAGGACAACGACUUCUAUGCCAACUCCACUACUUCAAGACCGUCGCCAGCACCGUAUCCGGCAAAUUCCAGCCGCGUCCACAGCCACCACAGGUCUCGUUCGUAUUCUGCCAGAAGCAAAAGCUACAGGAGAGACAUCUACCCCGAAGACGAUAUGGAGUGGAAAGACAAGCCCCCAGCAUCGGAGCCCCCAGCAUGGUCCGAAACAAGUGCGAAACCAUCUACCACGAGAGGGGAGAAGCGUGGAGACGAUGCUCUCAAGGCCCCUGCAUCUUCAAAUAGCCAGCCAUCGCCGAUAAGCCGGUCGAGUACCAUCCGCUCCACCACUGAGCAGCGGCGUGAUUGGGCUGCCGACCGUUCGCCCCUUCAAAAGCUCGAAGUCACUUACACUGGCGCUAGCAAGGAAGAGAAACGAGCGCGGGCUCUAGAAGCUGAAAUGAAAUUGAGAGAACGGAUGAAACGGGAAGCUGAUAGUCGCGCAACAGCAUCAGCGCAACCUUUUGACAUGCCAGAGCAUACGGACCAGCCAGUGCCAAGAGCAAAGCGCUCACAUCACCGACAUGCAGCUUCCGAAGGGCAGGCGGGAUACAACCCCUCUGGACAAAACCCGUCUGAAAGAGCGAGACCUCCUCGCAGCAGAGCACCACCGCCUCAGAGCGCUGCAGAGCAGCCGUUUGAAGAGGCUCGGUAUGUUGAUGAGAGACUACAAGAUGCGCCUGUGAGAAGGGGCAGCGCUCCUAGGCGAACGGUUUCGGUGAAACACCAAGCCCAAGGUCCCCCGAUGGGCCCGCGGGCGAUGAACCAGGGCAAACAACGGGAUGCGCAAGCUUACCCGGCUGUUGCUCAAGACCCAGCGGUUCCAGAACAGCCUAGGAUGGCGGUCCCAUCCAGAAAGGCUGUCCCGAAUCAACCCCAAAGCCGUGCACUGCCAUAUCCUGAGCUGGCGGCCCUCCAGAACACGUCACCUCCACAACUUGCCCCGGAGAGAGGGCCUGCCAUACAGGGGACAACUGCCCAGCAGGGAAUCAUGAAGAAUCCUACUGGAGUUGCACCGGGCUUUCCUAUACCUGCCAAUGUUAGCAUGGAGCGUGGAAUGGGCGAUACCAAUCCGAUGAUGCCACAGAGUGCUGUAAUGGAGACAAGCGCGCUGUCGAAGCCCAAGGUUUCGUUUAAUGUGCCACCGCCGACACCCCCUCCCCUAUUCGAGUGGCGGACUGCGUCCGUGGCCAGGCUGGGAGCAUCUGACUUCGAUUUCCAACGAUUUGAUGCUGAUCGAAGCAAAGCCUGGUGGGAAACCGGGGAAAGCAACGACCGCAGAACCAGUCGGGCCCUGCCGAAUAGCUUUGUCCAAAAGCCUUCCGCUCAAAAACAAACCGGUAAGGAAUUGGGGAAACGGCGCAUUGUCACGAGGUCAUCGGUCACUGAUGAUAUGCUAUAUACAGGCAACAAGCGCUUUCAGCCGUCGAUUUUCCUACAGAGUGGACCUCUGCUCCGCUAUGCCGGUCUGAAGCGGGUUCGAAUUGAUGGGCCCAAUGGUCCGUUCAACAAGGAGACCUGGAGAGGCAGUGUUUUGAUCGUGACACAAGACUCGCUUUCCUGCUAUGAGUCACGCCCAACCCUGAGGCUGUUCGCCCAGGCGAUGGAUCUCCUUGCUCCUCCGCCGGUCCAGGUCAACGGGGAGGAUGCUCAACUGGCACCCGAGUAUGUUGAUCCGGCUGCGGGGCUGAUGAAGUUGGGACGGGAUGGACGACCUCUCUACGUCAAGCCGGUGGAACAUACCGUGGAAGGGGAAGAUCUUUCGUUUGUUGAAAAUGAUGAUGGAAUCUAUGAAAUGUCCCCCAGCAUCAUGGACUACAGUAGUGAGGGCGUCGGGCAGCCCAUCCCGGCCAGUCGCCUCCAUCCCAUGGACGGAGAGGCAGCUGGAAGUUACAAAGAGAUCUCCGGAGCUCGUUUGUACGCGGAUCCGGGCAGGGAUGUCACAUUCUGGAGGUUCAAUAUCGAGAUUGAACUGGGCCCUACUCAACAGCGGGUCGCCUACCGCCUGAACCAGGGACCGGCCCUAGGCUUCUGGGUGCCAGCCCGAGGCCAGUCCAUGAACGUCAUGUUCCAUACCGGCAAUGGUUUUAGCCCCGCGGUGGAUUCCAACAAGCUCAGUGGUCCAGACCCCCUCUGGCGCGAUGUCUUGAACGAACACCAGACUCGCCCGUUCCACGUGAUGAUCGGGGGUGGCGAUCAGAUCUUCAACGACAAGGUGAUUGCGGAAACGGCCCACUUCCAGGAGUGGGUGAAGAUCAAGAACCUGAGUGAGAAGUACGAGUCACCUUUCACAGCCGAAUUCAAGGCUGAACUGGAGGACUUUUACUUGGAGAACUACUCGGCGUGGUUUUCUCAGGGCCUGUUCUCCCUCGCCAACUCGCAAAUCCCCAUGGUCAACAUGUGGAAUGACCAUGAGAUCAUCGAGGGAUUCGGCUCCUACCCAGAGGAGUUUAUGAACUCGCCGGUCAUCUCGGGGCUUGGCAGCAUUGCGUUCAAGUACUACCUGCUGUUCCAGCAUCACAGCGUCCCCGAGGAAACCGAAGCGGAGGAGCCCAGCUGGAUCCUUGGCGCCAAACCAGGACCGUAUAUCAACCAGCGAAGCCGGCAUUUGUUUAUGUCUCUGGGUGACGGGGUGGCAUUCCUGGGGUUGGAUUGUCGGACGGAGCGAAUGACCGACGAAAUUAUCUGCGAAGAGACGGGCGAGCUGAUCUGGGACAGAUGCCAUCAGGAGAUUGUGCGGGGUGAAACCAGACACCUGAUUGUGUCGCUGGGUAUUCCGCUUGCGUAUCCCAGAGUGGCCGUGGUGAAGAACAUCCUCAACAGCCGCAAGUCCCUCGGAAAGGCGGGCCUGUUUGGCGGCCUGGUGAACAAGACCGGCGCCAAGGUCGAGAUCUUCGACGAUCAUUGGACGGCCAAGCGUCACAAGGCCGAGCGGACAUAUCUGAUCGAAGAUCUUCAAGAUCUGGCCGCGGAGAAAUCGGUCCGGGUGACAAUUCUGAGUGGCGAUGUGCAUCUGGCGGCAAUCGGGCAGUUCUAUUCGAACCCCAAGCUGAACGUGCCCAAGGACCGGGACUAUCGAUACAUGCCGAACGUGAUCUCGUCCGCCAUUGCUGACAUGCCCGAGACGGAGAUGAUUUCCGACACGCUCAACAAGCGCAAUCACGUGCACCACAUUGACACCAACACCGACGAGGACAUGCUCUCCAUAUUCACCCACGACGUGAAUAACAAGCCCCGGAACAACAAGCGGUUGCUGCCACGACGGAAUUGGUGUUCGAUCCGGGAGUACCAGCCCGGUAAGUUCCACCCCCAGUUGCUCUUCUCAUCCGAGACCGGCAAGAAACUUUAUCUGACCGGUCUCUAGGCUCUACACCCCCCGCGACACCGCAAUUUGGAACCGCCGAGGAAGAACCUCGCCCGGCCAAGCUGAAGCGGACAUUGUCGCUUACUCGCGGCG
Aspergillus sclerotioniger CBS 115572 is the source of this 4095-nucleotide messenger RNA. RefSeq lists its product as uncharacterized. The coding region runs from base 499 to 4002 and encodes 1167 amino acids. Gene Ontology annotation, cellular component: membrane. The transcript is spliced from 4 exons. NCBI's taxonomy places the organism in Eukaryota, Fungi, Ascomycota, Eurotiomycetes, Eurotiales, Aspergillaceae. The record is from RefSeq and is a predicted model, not a curated record.